UACCUGCCACUUCACCUGCAGUGAAGCCACCACCAGGUUUUACUGUACCUCCUCCCACCUCAGCUGCAGUGAAGCCACCACCAGGUUUUACUGUACCUCCUCCCACCUCAGCUGCAGUGAAGCCACCUCCUGGGUUCCUACUUCCAGAUGCACCCCCUGUAGUGAAGCCACCUCCUGGUUUUACUCUACCUGAUGCAUGCUCUGCAGUCAAACCCCCACCAGGGUUCCCUUUUGCCUGUAACAUCACCUGCAGUACGACCACCUCCUGGGUUUGCUCUGCUCAACCCUUCACCUGCAGUGAAACCACUUCCUGGUUUUACUGUAACGGAUGCAUUGCCUGUGGUAAAGCCACCUCCUGGGUUUGUGCUUGAUAACUUACCUGCAGUGAAGCCUCCCCCUGGCUUUGCUCUGCCAGUUGCAUCAACUGUUGCACGGCCACCUCCAGGGCUUGCUCUUUCCAAUGACUCAGCCGCAGUGAAGCCUCCUCUUGGGUUUGCCUUACCCAUUGCCUUAACUGCAGUCCGACCGCCCCCUGGGUUUCCCUUACCCAAUGCCUCAGCUGCAGCCCGAGCAGUGAAGCCUCCUCUUGGGUUUGCCUUACCCAAUGCCUCAGCUGCAGCCCGAGCAGUGAAGCCUCCUCUUGGGUUUGCCUUACCCAAUGCCUCAGCUGCAGCCCGAGCAGUGAAGACUCCUACUGGGUUUGCCUUACCCAAUGCCUCAGCUGCAGUCCGAGCAGUGAAGCCUCCUCCUGGGUUUGCCUUACCCAAUGCCUCAGCUGCAGUCCGAGCAGUGAAGCCUCCUUCUGAGCUCCUGGUUGCAGACGUCUCACCUGCAGCACAGCCCCCGUCUGGGUUUCUCCUUUCUGAGUGCACGAGACCUGAAUUGUGCCCAGAAGUUCCAGAUUGGGAGAUGGAGGAUGAGGCUCAAGACAUUGAGAAGAAUCAUCAUGUGUGUGCACAAGACAAAGCAAUGACAGUAACAUCCAAUGACUCAAAAGAUGUCCAGAAUCAUGCAGCACUGCCAUCUGAGAGAGUCAAGUCCACCAAGAAGAAGGGACUGAAGGCCUUUCUGCAGAAGAUAAGGAAGGUGUUGAGAUUUCGGGCAUCCUCCAGUGACUCAGAGGGAGACGCGCUGAGGCUCUCUAGAAGUCACUAAAAAAACAAACAAACAAAAAACUUUAAAAACAUGAAUUCAUUUUGACAUUACCCUUAUUUUUACGGAACCAUUAAUACAUAAACUAAUGUGUGUAUGUAUUAGUGGCCUGAUGGCCGAAAACGUUUGUCAAUUAACCCCUGUACUAAAAUGGAUUA
Messenger RNA from Alosa alosa (allis shad), 1310 nucleotides. RefSeq names its product protein diaphanous homolog 1-like. Bases 193 to 1155 code for a protein of 320 amino acids. NCBI's taxonomy places the organism in Eukaryota, Metazoa, Chordata, Actinopteri, Clupeiformes, Clupeidae. The record is from RefSeq and is a predicted model, not a curated record. The transcript has 3 exons.